CUUCCUAGCCAGUAGUAAGGUCCAAGCCUCGAGAGGUUUCAACUUCCAACCACUAAAAUCAAAUCGAAUUAAAUAGGAGAAAGUGAGGGAUAGCUUGAUAAAUACAGGGAUAAGGGUGCAAGCUGCUUUCAUCCUUUCAUACACUUCCAACUCUUUCUCUCAGCUAGACUCUCUUCCAAUUGUUUCUAGUUAAGAAAGAAGCCAAACAGCGCCAUCAUCUGAGAUUUCCCUGAAUUCUUUUCGUAAAAGAGAUGAAGAGAAGGAAGAAUAUAUAUAGGAGGCUUGCAUCAACUAAUUGAGAAAACAGAAGAAAGAGGAGCACAGUUUCAAGAUCACUGUCCAGAGGUUCUGGUGAUCUCGUGAGGUUGCUGCUCUGUCUCAUCUACAUAAAUUGAUAGGCCAUCAAAUGAUCACUAAUAUGUCUUCACCCCAUUCUAAAAUGAAUCUUUCAACAACUGUGAUUUCUUUGAUUAAAUUCACCAUUAUUAACAAUUAUCAACAACUACACAAGCAUGUGGGCAUAUACAUUGUCCAUGGUGCAAUUGUUGGAGUUCUUAGGAAUGGAUAUUGGGCAUAUCCAUCCUAAGCAUGAUUGCCUGAAAUGUGGUCGCAGUGUAGGGCAAAUGAUCAACAGGUUCCGCAUCAAAGUUGAAGUGUUUGAUGGUGUGGACAUUGCUGUGUUUGUCUUAUACAAUGGUGAGGUAGGAGAACUUGCUGGUUUUUCAUGCGAGGAGCUUAUCAAUACCAUUGAUCUGGAGAAUAAGGUGAUACCCGAUGGUGAGUACCCUGAUGAUAUUGAGGAGAAUCUAGUGGGUCAAGGGAUGCUCUUCAAGGUCCGCAGUAAUGGUGGGGGGAUGUAUUGCAAGGAUGAAUACUAUGAAGUUAUGAGGAUAUGCACUGAUUUGGAAAUCAUUGAUAUGUUCCAUGAGAAUGAUGAUAUUGUCACACCCAAUAAGGCAAUGUUCAGCCCACCAUUUCCCAAAAUUGAAAACACAAAUGCUGCAGAUGAUCAUAGUUCCAGUUUGAACGGUCAAGUCGCUGGCUCAUCUGAAUCGAGCAGCUCUGAACAUGGGAUACGUCGAUUGCGUAGGAAGUUGUUGCAUGACCUUGGGUCUGAUGUUGAAGAGGGUCGACGGUGGUGAGCACAAUAUGGCCGAUGCACGGUUUGCUGAUCUGGCUGCUGAGAUGAUGGUUGAUGGAAAGCAGAACCCGGAUGAAUCAUUGUUUGGACAUGGAGACAUAGACGAUGAAGACGCUGUAUUGGUUGCUGCUGAUGAUGGAAAGUCUGAGAAAAUGGAGAAGAUCGAUGUGGCACCAUAUAUUGGCAGUGUAGGACAUGGAGUGUUUGCGCCUGUUUGUUCUGCUGAUGAAGGGAUGCGUACUUUAGAUGUCACUGCUGAAGACAUCAGUGUUGUAGUUGAUGAUGAGUAUGGUUCUAAUGAAAAUGUGUUUGAAAUCAUUGAUUCUUCCGGAGAAGAAGACAUGUAUGACAAUUUGGAUAUAUGUGGAAUCAAUAUAAAGGUCAAGGUUGAGGUUGUUCAGAAUGAGGCUGUGAAAGUCAUGAAGAAAUUGGUUGAUGGUGAUGGCAUAAUUGUCAUCUCAGAUGAAGAUGACGAUGAAUCUGUUGCUUGAGUUACAUUGGAGCCACCACAAGGAUGUUGCAGACUAUAUGCAGAAUGUCUUACAUUUUACUGAUGAAGAAUGUCUUAUAUGACAUCUUCCAAAACUUUUGAUUAUAUUAAAUAGUAUAUAUAGGGUUGUCUAAAAUCAAGUAUGUCUUUUUGACACAUGGAUUGGAACUGGUCACUAUUCUCUGAGCAUA
Lotus japonicus is the source of this 1822-nucleotide messenger RNA. RefSeq lists its product as uncharacterized. The record is from RefSeq and is a predicted model, not a curated record. NCBI's taxonomy places the organism in Eukaryota, Viridiplantae, Streptophyta, Magnoliopsida, Fabales, Fabaceae. The transcript has 5 exons. Bases 513 to 1142 code for a protein of 209 amino acids.